CGUGUAUUGCUUAUUUCUCUUUCAAGACUUGCUUCAAGAUCAAUAUGCCUCAUUUCUGGACAGCGAGGGAAAUUUGCGAUUUUUCUUCAACUGCAGAUUCAUUGGAGAUAUUGGUCCACAUACUCGAAGAGUCAUCAUUUUCACCUUUACUGCGAUGUGGAGCUCUUAAUCUUCUCCAGAAGAUGAUGCUCUCAUAUGCCUUACCUACUAUGUCGGACACAAACAUGCUUGAGAUCCCCAAGCUCUUUAUUGUUCUAAAAAAUUCAGUUCAAUCUUCAAUCUGGGAAGAAAGAGUCUCAGCCAUUGGCAUUCUGAUUGAUUUGGCACAGAAUAUCACUGGGAAGAAAGAUGCAACAUUUCUAGCAUCUAGAAUCAUGUUAUUUGUCAUUGAUCAGAUCAACUGGCUAGUUCGGCAAGUACAGGAUCUUCAUCAGCAAGAUGGACACAGCUUGCUUGGUCUUCUUCUUUAUCUUGUUGAAAAUUAUCCAGAUCUCGGGAGUGUUGAGCUGGACAAGAUUUGUUUAAUUUUAGAAUAUCUGCUUGAUUCUUGUGACCAGUUUGAAGGAAAUAACGGCAGAUUUUUCGCAUCAAAGGUUUUGCUUUGCUUGUCUAAAUUCAUCGUCUGUUGCCUCCAGAAAUUCGAUUAUUUUACAGUGGAAAUCCUUCACAAAAUCAAGAUAGUUCUCAAACGUAUACUUCACUGCUCCUUAUUCGACUGCCAUACUAAGGUUCUUUACUAUCUUUACUUGCAGUCAUAUACGACACACCAUUUCAUGUUAAACGAGAUGAACGAUCAUCUCGACAGUACUAUACGAGAUUACUUAGCUCAAAAUACAAUCUGUAAUUGGUCCACUUAUAAAGUUGGGAAGUACGCAGCCUGUCAAAGGCUUCGUAUUUAUAGCUAA
This is a messenger RNA of Impatiens glandulifera, 905 nucleotides long. RefSeq lists its product as uncharacterized. Gene Ontology annotation, cellular component: integrator complex. Lineage: Eukaryota; Viridiplantae; Streptophyta; Magnoliopsida; Ericales; Balsaminaceae. The record is from RefSeq and is a predicted model, not a curated record. Gene Ontology annotation, biological process: snRNA 3'-end processing. The transcript has 2 exons. Bases 45 to 905 code for a protein of 286 amino acids.